Molecule: messenger RNA, 3868 nt
Organism: Sebastes umbrosus (honeycomb rockfish)
Lineage: Eukaryota; Metazoa; Chordata; Actinopteri; Perciformes; Sebastidae
Gene: rras
Product: RAS related
Exons: 7
Coding region: 572-1165 (197 amino acids)
Biological process (GO): signal transduction
Cellular component (GO): plasma membrane
Molecular function (GO): GTPase activity; GTP binding; GDP binding
Source: RefSeq, a predicted model, not a curated record
GCUGAAGUUUGAGUGCUCCAUCAUGUCUCUUCUCCUGACAUACCUGUACACCGGCUGUGUGUGUGUGUGUGUGUGAACAUUGAGUGCGUGAGCUGCUUUUAGUAUCUUGAGGAAGAAGAGAAGAGGAAGCAGUUCCGCCCCCAGAAGCAGCCUGGAGGCCGAGGAGGAGGAGGAGAAGAACAGAAGAGAGAGAAGAGUUUAGCUUCAACCCCCUGAGCUAACAUUACUGCUGCUGUUCCUGCUGUUGCUGUUGCUGCUAGCACAACUGUUGCUUCUCCAGCUGCGGAUGGACGGAGGGACUCCGGCGGGACUUUGUCUGCUCGUGUUGUAGAAAACCUCGUUGUAGAAAAUGAGCUUCAUGUAAAAGAAGUUUCAGUUCGAUCGGAUCGUCCACGCUGCUGGUGUCUUCAUGCUAACAUUAAACUAACAGGAGGAUCUACUCGGCUCUACUUUUCUACUUUUGGAUUUUUCUUUUUUCCUUGUCGUGGCUUGUCGGGUUGUUUCUUUGUAGCUCCUCAUCAGGCCCUGGAGGACAGUCUCUGAUCAGGACUAAUCCCACUUCAACACCAGUAUGAGUGCAGACGAGGAGAGAUUCAAACUGGUGGUGGUGGGAGGAGGAGGGGUGGGCAAGAGCGCCCUGACCAUCCAGUUCAUCCAGUCCUACUUUGUGUCAGACUACGACCCCACCAUCGAAGACUCCUACACCAAGAUCUGCACCGUGGACGGAAAGGAGACCCGGCUGGACAUCUUGGAUACAGCAGGUCAGGAGGAGUUUGGAGCGAUGAGGGAGCAGUACAUGCGCUCAGGAGAAGGCUUCUUAUUGGUGUUUGCACUCAACGACCGGGGCAGCUACCACGAGGUCCAGAAAUUCCACACUCAGAUCCUGAGAGUGAAGGACCGAGACGACUUCCCCAUGGUGCUGGUUGGAAACAAGGCUGACCUGGAACAGCAAAGAGUGAUCUCCAGGGAGGAUGCUCAGGCGUUUUGCAGAGAGAACAGGAUCCACUACAUGGAGGCUUCGGCCAAGAAUCGCUACAAUGUGGAUGAAUCCUUCUUGGAGCUGGUGGGAAUUAUCAGAAGGUUUCAGGAGAUGGAGUGUCCUCCUCCUCAAGCUCAUCACACAAGGAAACAGAAGAGCGGUGGCUGUCCCUGUGUCCUCCUCUAAGCACUGUUACUAUGGACACCAAAACCUCCUCCCUCUACAGCUUGUCCAAAAAGAGCUUUCAACUGCAUCUCAUGGUCUUCAUCGAAUGAUGGAGGGACUCAUUCAUGGAGACGGUUCAGUUGUCAUCACGUGACCUAAGUGUGGAACUUGACUCAUGUAACGGCAGGUGGUCAUAUAUACCGUAGGGAUCAUGUGAUCUCCCGCUGGAUGCUCUGUGUUCAGCUGAUACUGUCUGAUUCUGGUGUUCAUUCACUUCUUGUCCAGGCUUCUCGCUGUUUGUAGUGUUCCCGUCAUCUAUCACAUGUGAUGUCAUGAUGAUGUCAUACACCGCAUCUCAAGGGAGUUCCUGUCUUUAGGGCUGACAGUCCAGCCACCAGUCGUCCUAUAACUGACGUUUCUUACUAAGGUCACAUGAUGACAACUAAGCCAUCUCCACAACUGAGCAUUCCCUCGCAAAAAAACAAGUGUACUUCAAGUAUAUUUUAUGAAGUAAUCUUAAGUAUACUUUAAGUAUAUUCCAAGGUACACUUUAUGUAAUAAGUAUACUAAUAUCAAUGUACUUGUAAGUGUACUACUUCAGUACUUCUUGGGACUAAAUUGGCCCACUUUUUAGUUUGUAGAAAGUAUACUUAUAAGUAUACUUGAGUAGUAAACUUUUGAGUACACAACAAGUUUAAAUCCAAGUUGUAUUUUGUACUGCAACUAUAUUAUGAGCUAUACUUCAAGUGAACUUAUAGGUAUACUGUUAGUUUACUAGUUGUAUACUUGUAGCCCAUUUUUUAGUUUAUGAAAGUACACUUCAAAGUAUACUCUGAGUAAACUACUAGUUUAAAAGUUUUUACUGAAAGUAUACUUGUAAGUGAACUUACAGUACUUAGCCAAAUAUAGUUUUCUGAAUACUCGCCGGUAUAAGCCGAGUACACUUAGGUAUAAUUUUAAGUUUAUUCCUGAUAGGUACAUAAAAAGUAAUCUGAAAGUGUACUCUCUUAUUUUAAGUUGAAAAGAAGUAUACUUUUUGUAAGGGUUCACUAGUGAAGACAGUGUUAUGAGGUUGAAAACUCUGGAGAAAGCUGAUAAAUGGACCUUGACUUGAGGCUUCUUUUGUCUCGUAGUGGAUGGGAAGCGCUGCUCUCUGUUCAGUCUUGAAUGUGUGUAAAAUUCUAGUAUUGCCCAAUUUAUCUCAUCGGAGAGUUCUACAUUAUCUCCGUUACAAUCUCACAGGAAGCCUAAAGACCGCCGAGCCUCCUUCUGCAGAGCAAAAAAAAUACUGGGUCCAGAAUCACAGGGAUGCAGGGUGUGUUUGUUUCGGGUUUAUUCAAAUUACAAAAUAGCAGCGAGCACAUCUCCAACUCUUGAACAGUAUCGGGUGCCAGGUAGUGGUAAGAACGGAAGAAACAAAUCACCAGCACUCACAGAUAAAGAGUCUUUUUUUAGUUUAUUCUGGGCAAACAAACGAACGCGUUCCAGAUAUAAGCCGUCAUCAGCGUGUUCUCUCAAGACGUUAUGCCAGUUUUAGUAUAUGCAUGAUUACAUAAUAGGAAUCAUCUGUGGCUGCGCCACCAGGACACAUCCUCUCGCAACAACAGAGGCGUGGCCAAAACAGUCAGAAACAACUAGCAAUAAAAUGAAAGAUAUAUACAUAUAUCUUUAAAAACCCACAUGACAAAAGCAAUUCCAUAAAAAUACAAUAGUGACACACUCAAUCAAUAACAUCAAUAACAUCAUAAUCAUCAAUAACACAUAAUAAAUAUACAUUUUCUAUCUAUCUAUUUUCGAAAAUCAUAGAAAAAUGUAUAAAGAUAUCUUAGGAAAUAUAGUACAAAAAUGUGUUAAAAUAUCAAGAAAGAUAUGUAGAAAAAUAUAUGCUAAGACAUCAUAGAAAAAUGUCAACAAGAAAUAUACCAUAGAAAAAUAUCAUCAAAGAAUGUCCUGAGAUAUCAUGGAAAAAUAUACAAAGAUAUAGUAGAAAAAUAUGUACUGUCUCUUUAUCUGUGAGUGCCGGUGAUUUGUUUCUUCUGUUUCGGGUUUGUUCCCCCUCUAUUUUGUCAUAUUUUGACUCUCUCAUGUGCCCCACCCCCAACUGUGCAGUAGCGCCGACCCACCAGUAGAGGUCAGUACUGCAUCAACAGAGACGAGCAGCCAACAGUCCUCCCCAGCUUCCUAGAAACACACAAACACACACACACACACACACACACACACACACACAUGGCCAAUUGUUAUUGUUUGGAGCACACAUUCAGGCCAGACGUCUAGGGCCUGUGGUGGUCCAGAAUUUAGCGCCCCGGGUCCUGAUGUGAUGUGUGUUCUCUUAUCGGUAGUGAGACAAUCAAAAAACCCACAAACACGAGUCCAAUUCACAUCUUCAAGGACCUUCCUCACUUCUUUUUAUUUGCUAGAAAAGAUCAACUCACAAUUUAUGCACACCAAGAACAAAAUGCCUUAUGAAAUAAAUUGUGUUUUUUUUUUUUUAAAUCUCUCACGGUAUAGCCAAAUAUACACUUUCAUAUCUGUCAUCUGUAAAGCUUUGGGCAGUUUGGUUUUGACUUCUUUUUUGUCCUUUUAAUAAUAAUAAUAAUAAUAAUAAUAAUAAUAAUUCAUAUGUAUAUUAUCUACUUUACAAGCUGCAAUUCACAGCAUUCAGUUUUAUAUUGAAAAUAAAAGUCAAAUGUCUUUUAUACAUCAUUAAAACAUUUACCCGAA